This is a messenger RNA of Ambispora gerdemannii, 1050 nucleotides long. NCBI's taxonomy places the organism in Eukaryota, Fungi, Glomeromycota, Glomeromycetes, Archaeosporales, Ambisporaceae. The record is from the annotation of a GenBank genome assembly.
AUGGAAACUUCUAAUAUUGCUUCUUCUUCUUCCUCGUCAGUAGCGCAGCAAGAAUCUUUUACAAACAUUCCACCUACAGCCUCAACUUCAACACAACCCUCACAAUCCCCACAAACUUCAACCACUGCGUCAAAUGAAAUCUCAGCGAAAAAGCAGCCCGUUGUCUUAUUAUGUAUUGGAAUGGCCGGGUCUGGUAAAACAACACUUAUGCAGCGCAUCAAUGCACAUUUGCAUAGUAUCAAGAAACCACCAUACGUGAUAAAUUUAGAUCCAGCUGUCACUCAAUUGCCAUUCACUGCAAAUAUUGAUAUACGAGAUACAAUUAAUUACAAGGAAGUAAUGAAACAGUAUGUGUCUUCGUGGCUUGGUCCAAACGGUGGGAUUCUCACAAGUCUAAAUUUAUUCACGACAAAAUUUGAUCAAGUAUUAGAGUUUGUGGCAAAAAGAGCUCCAGCUUUAAAUCACAUAAUAGUGGACACACCCGGACAAAUUGAGAUUUUUACGUGGUCUGCGUCUGGAGCAAUUAUCACUGAUGCACUAGCUGCCACUUAUCCAUGUGUUGUUGCGUAUAUAAUUGAUACACCGCGUACAACAAAUCCUGCUACUUUUAUGAGUAAUAUGCUGUACGCUUGUAGUAUUCUAUACAAAACCAAAUUGCCGUUCAUACUAGUAUUUAACAAGACUGAUGUUGUAUCACACGAAUUUGCCGUUAAAUGGAUGACAGAUUUCGAGGCAUUCCAACUCGCAUUACAAAAAGAAACAAGUUUUAUGAAUUCUUUGAUGCAUUCGAUGAGUUUGGUGUUGGAUGAAUUCUAUCAGCAUCUUAGAGUAGUAGGUGUUUCAGCAAUGACCGGCGAAGGAAUCAAUGAAUUCUUUGAGGCUAUUGACAAAGCAGUUGAAGAAUAUGAGACCGAAUAUAAACCGGAAAUAGAAAGAUUAAUACGUGAAAAGGCAGAAAGACAAGAAAAUGAAAAACAGGCACAAAUUAAUAAACUGAUGGAAGAUAUGGAUGUUUCUGGAAAUGCGGUGAAGUCACAGAAUGGCAUGUAA